Oryctolagus cuniculus (rabbit) is the source of this 3310-nucleotide messenger RNA. It is a transcript of the gene TUBB3, whose product is annotated as tubulin beta 3 class III. The record is from RefSeq and is a predicted model, not a curated record. Gene Ontology annotation, cellular component: microtubule. Gene Ontology annotation, biological process: microtubule-based process. Gene Ontology annotation, molecular function: structural constituent of cytoskeleton; GTPase activity; GTP binding. NCBI's taxonomy places the organism in Eukaryota, Metazoa, Chordata, Mammalia, Lagomorpha, Leporidae.
UCAGGAGGUGGCUGGUGUGGAAAUGUCCAGGCCUCAGCUGCCUCCAGUGACCCGACUGAGGAUGUGGUUUGUUCUCACCAAGAGUGAUGCUCCCUGAGCCCAGAGGGCCAACACCAUGGAGCCGGGGUCGUGGCCGGGGAAGUGUCCACACUGACUGAGCCAUGCCUUGUCCAGCCUCCGCCCAGCCUGGGAGAGGGUGAGUGUGAGGACAGGUCUGGGGCUGUCCAGAUGGAAUGAGGCAGGCACGGGGGCACCCGAGCGCCACCCGUACCUUUCAGUGGCACCAUGAGCUGAGCUGGACACCUGGACAGUGACAGCCGUUGGAACCUGGGGGCCCACCAGCCCCUUCCUGAUCCCCGGACGGGACUAUGCCCAUGCAGGCGCCCCAGAGCAGGCUGCUGGGCUCCCUCAAUGCCACGGCCACAGCCUCCCCCAGUCCUGGGCUAGCUGCCAACCACACAGGACCCUGGUGUCUGCAGGUGCCCAUCCCCGAUGGGCUCUUCCUCAGCCUGGGGCUGGUGAGCCUGGUGGAGAACCUGCUGGUAGUGGUUGCCAUCGCCAAGAACCGCAACCUGCACUCGCCCAUGUACUGCUUCAUCUGCUGCCUGGCCUUGUCCGACCUGCUGGUGAGCGUGAGCAGCGUGCUGGCCGUCCUGCUGCUGCUGGAGGCGGGCGCCUUGGCCGGCCGGGCCGCAGUGGUGCAGCAGCUGGACGACGUCAUCGACGUGCUCAUCUGCAGCUCCAUGGUGUCCAGCCUCUGCUUCCUGGGCGCCAUCGCCGUGGACCGCUACAUCUCCAUCUUCUACGCACUGCGCUACCACAGCAUCGUGACGCUGCCCAGGGCGCGGUGUGUCGUCCUGGCCGUCUGGGGGGCCAGUGUCACCUCCAGCUCCCUCUUCGUUGCCUACUACAACCAUACGGCCGUCCUGCUCUGCCUCAUCAUCCUCUUCUUGGCCAUGCUGGCCCUCAUGGCAGUUUUGUACGUCCGCAUGUUCACCCGGGCAUGCCAGCACGCCCAGGGCAUCGCCCGGCUCCACAAGGGACAGCGCCCAUCCCACCAGGGCUCUGGCCUCAAGGGUGCUGCCACCCUCACCAUCCUCCUGGGCAUCUUCUUCUUCUGCUGGGGCCCCUUCUUCCUGCACCUCGCGCUCAUCGUGCUGUGCCCUCGGCACCCCACUUGCAGCUGCGUCUUUAAGAACUUCAACCUCUUCCUCACCCUCAUCAUCUGCAACUCCAUCGUGGACCCGCUCAUCUAUGCCUUCCGCAGCCAGGAACUGCGCAGGACGCUCAAGGAGGUGCUGUUGUGCUCCUGGUUGCGGGAGCACUCUCCGGGGCAGCUGCGGGGCGAGGGUGACAGGGGGCCCGCGGCUUCCAUUGUCCUCGGCGGAGCGCGCCAGCCCCUCCCUGCGAACAGGCUGCGGCGGGGCCGGGAGCGCGGGGCGGUGCGCGGUGCCGCGCCGCACUGUGCGGCGGCGCCUGCGGAUUGGCCACGCCGCGGAGACGUCAGCCUGGGCGCGGGGGCCGCGGCCUUAAGAGCGGGCGUCGGGGGCCGCGGAGCCUCCGCAGCCGCCCGUCGCCCUGCGCCCGCCGCCUCCGCCCGCCGCGCCGCCAUGAGGGAAAUCGUGCACAUCCAGGCCGGCCAGUGCGGCAACCAGAUCGGGGCCAAGUUCUGGGAAGUCAUCAGUGACGAGCACGGCAUAGACCCCAGCGGCAACUAUGUGGGGGACUCAGAUCUGCAGCUGGAGCGCAUCAGCGUCUACUACAACGAGGCCUCCUCUCACAAGUAUGUGCCUCGGGCCAUCCUGGUGGAUCUGGAGCCCGGGACCAUGGACAGCGUCCGCUCGGGGGCCUUUGGUCACCUCUUCAGGCCCGACAACUUCAUUUUCGGUCAGAGCGGGGCUGGCAAUAACUGGGCCAAGGGCCACUACACGGAGGGUGCAGAGCUGGUGGACUCGGUCCUGGAUGUUGUGCGGAAGGAGUGCGAGAACUGCGACUGCCUGCAGGGCUUCCAGCUGACCCACUCGCUGGGCGGCGGCACGGGCUCGGGCAUGGGCACCCUGCUCAUCAGCAAGGUGCGCGAGGAGUACCCCGACCGCAUCAUGAACACCUUCAGCGUCGUGCCCUCGCCCAAGGUGUCGGACACGGUGGUGGAGCCCUACAACGCCACCCUGUCCAUCCACCAGCUGGUGGAGAACACCGACGAGACCUACUGCAUCGACAACGAGGCCCUCUACGACAUCUGCUUCCGCACCCUCAAACUGGCCACGCCCACCUACGGCGACCUCAACCACCUCGUGUCAGCCACCAUGAGCGGGGUCACCACUUCCCUGCGCUUCCCUGGCCAGCUCAACGCUGACCUGCGCAAGCUGGCCGUGAACAUGGUGCCCUUCCCCCGCCUGCACUUCUUCAUGCCUGGCUUUGCCCCACUCACGGCCCGAGGCAGCCAGCAGUACCGCGCCCUGACCGUGCCCGAGCUCACCCAGCAGAUGUUUGACGCCAAGAACAUGAUGGCCGCCUGCGACCCGCGCCACGGCCGCUACCUGACGGUGGCCACCGUCUUCCGCGGCCGCAUGUCCAUGAAGGAGGUGGACGAGCAGAUGCUGGCCAUCCAGAGCAAGAACAGCAGCUACUUCGUGGAGUGGAUCCCCAACAACGUCAAGGUGGCCGUGUGCGACAUCCCGCCCCGCGGCCUCAAGAUGUCCUCCACUUUCAUCGGCAACAGCACGGCCAUCCAGGAGCUGUUCAAGCGCAUCUCGGAGCAGUUCACGGCCAUGUUCCGGCGCAAGGCCUUCCUGCACUGGUACACGGGCGAGGGCAUGGACGAGAUGGAGUUCACCGAGGCUGAGAGCAACAUGAACGACCUGGUGUCCGAGUACCAGCAGUACCAGGACGCCACGGCCGAGGAGGAGGGCGAGAUGUAUGAAGAUGAUGAAGAAGAGUCCGAGGCGCAGGGCCCCAAGUAAAGCAGCUUGCGGCUGGAGCGUGGGGCCGUGUGGCAGCCGGGGCCGAGGCCAGCAGCGCCCCCCACAGCCACCUACCGACCAACACUGCCCCAGCUUUGCUCCCACCAGCUCGCCGUAGCACCCCAGGGCCCCCAAGUCGUCGUCCUCUAGUAUCCAUGGUCAUUUCCCUCCCCGAAAGGGUCCACCCAGCCCUCUCUUCCCCACCCUGGGCCGCCUCCGUCUGUCUUUGUGUUGCUCAUUUGUUUCUUUGUUCUUCUGUGGCUCCAGGCCUGAUGUUUUAUGGUUUUCUUAAAGAUUGGUUUGUGUUUAUAUUUGGGGGGGUACUUAAUAAACCUGUUGCUGUCGGA